AUGGCAAUCAAUGGCUUUGAGGAUUGGAAUGGAAAUCCAAUCAACAAGGAGAGGUAUGGGGGACUCAAAGCUGCAUACUUUAUCUACUUUAUGGUGGUGAUGUGUGCCAUGGCUUACACAACCAACAUGUUAAACAUGGUUACCUAUCUCCAUGGGACCAUGCACACCAGCAUUGCAAGCUCUUCAACAAUAGUCACCACCUUUUAUGGUGUCACUUGUGCUUUUACUCUCCUUGGUGGUUUCCUCUCAGACUCAUACGUCUCUAGAUUCAAAACCAUUCUCAUCUUUGCCCCUUUUGAGUUCCUGGGAUUUGCAAUGCUAGCAAUGGAGUCAUAUUUCCCAUCACUGAAACCAAAAGCAUGCAACGUAGAAGCCAUGCAAGGAAUAAUCAAAUGUGAGCAAGUUCAUGGAGGAAAUGAAGUUCUUCUUUGUGUAGCAUUGUUCACUAUUGCUCUUGGAGAAGGAUGUUUGAGAGCAAACCUGGCAUCAUUUGGAGGAGAUCAGUUUGACAGUGAUGAUCCUGUUGAAUCACAACUCAAGUCUAGCUUCUUCAACUGGUUUGGCUUUGUCACCUCACUAGGACUUCUCACUGGUCUUCUUCUCAUUGUUUGGAUUGAGAACAAUAAGGGCUGGGAUUAUGGCUUCGGUCUUUCUUCCGUUCUGGUUUCGAUCGGCAUCGCUGUGAUUGCUAGUGGUUUUCGGCUUUAUCGAUUCCAAAUCCCACAAGGAAGUCCUUUAACUAGAAUGUUGCAGGUUUUUGUGGCUGCAUUCAGAAAUAGGAAGCAUUCAUUUCCUGUAAGAGUAGAAGAAGAUGAAGGAGAAAUACAAGAAGAAAGUGAUCAUAGAGAUGGUGAUAAACAAUAUAUGGAGUUCAAAUUUCUUGAUAAAGCUUUAAUAAUGACCGAUGGAAGAAAUACUGGAGUUUGGUCACAUUGCAGUAAAGCUCAAGUCGAAGAAACGAAGAUCGUGCUUCGAAUGCUGCCUAUUUUUAUCGGUUCAGUCUUUGGUUACAUACCCAUCCCUCUCCUCCUCACCUUCAGUGUUCAACAAGGAACAGCAAUGAACACUAAGCUUGGUAAAAUCAAGAUCUCCCCAGCAUCACUAGUGGCCAUUGGAGUCAUCUUGAUGAUGAUACUAAUCAUCAUCUACGAUCGAUUCUUCGUCCCCUUGGCUCGCAGGUUCACUGGUUACACAAGAGGCAUCACUCCCUUGCAGCGUGUCGGUGCGGGCUUCAUCGUGUUAGCUUUAGCAACAAGUGUUUCAGCUCUAAUAGAGAGGAGAAGGAAACAUGCUUUAGAAAUGAAUGGAGUUCACAUCUCUGUUCUCUGGUUAAGUUUGCAAUUUCUCAUACUUGGCAUCACUGAAGUGGCAGCAUUUGUUGGAUUGUUGGAGUUCUUCAACACUGAAAUAUCAAAAGGAAUGAAGUCACUUGGCACUGCCAUAUUUUGGUGCAUAAUUGGGUUCUCAUCUUUGCUAGGAAGUGCACUAAUUCAAGUGGUGAAUAGAGCUAGCAAUGGAUGGUUGCAUGGUGCUGAUUUGAACAAGAGCCAUCUUGAUAAGUUCUACUGGUUACUCUCAUGCAUUGCUUCUCUUUCCUUCUUCAAUUUCUUGUAUUGGUCUAAGAAAUACACAUACAUACAUGAUCCUCAUAAAUAG
Dioscorea cayenensis subsp. rotundata (Guinea yam) is the source of this 1656-nucleotide messenger RNA. RefSeq names its product protein NRT1/ PTR FAMILY 4.4-like. Lineage: Eukaryota; Viridiplantae; Streptophyta; Magnoliopsida; Dioscoreales; Dioscoreaceae. Gene Ontology annotation, cellular component: membrane. The record is from RefSeq and is a predicted model, not a curated record. Gene Ontology annotation, biological process: transmembrane transport. Gene Ontology annotation, molecular function: transmembrane transporter activity. The transcript has 5 exons. Bases 1 to 1656 code for a protein of 551 amino acids.